Messenger RNA from Pestalotiopsis fici W106-1, 2214 nucleotides. RefSeq lists its product as uncharacterized. Gene Ontology annotation, cellular component: Ino80 complex. Lineage: Eukaryota; Fungi; Ascomycota; Sordariomycetes; Amphisphaeriales; Sporocadaceae. The record is from RefSeq and is a predicted model, not a curated record. Bases 1 to 2214 code for a protein of 737 amino acids. The transcript has a single exon. Gene Ontology annotation, biological process: regulation of DNA-templated transcription; double-strand break repair.
AUGGCUGCUUACCCUUGGUGUUGUUUAGGGCUCGAGAGGACCGACAAUGGCAUGAAACAGACCAAUUGGCCCGACGUCUCGGCCAUUAACCAGAAGAACUACUACACCGAUUACAUGAAGCGCGAUGAUCAGGUCCUGGCACUCCGACUCCAGGCCGAGGCUAAUAGGGCUCUGCUGGUCCAAACUGCCAAGGACCGCGAUAGAGCCCUCGCCCGAGGAGGCCACGGCGAUGUUGCCCUGCCCCUCCCAGACGCCGAGCAGGAGGAGAGCGCUGCCGCCAACGACCCCAAUGCACUGCUCGACCCGAGCAAGAUCAUCGUCAUCCACCCUGGCAGUCAGAAUCUAAGGAUAGGCUACGCCAGCGAUGCCCUGCCCAGGUCCAUCCCAACCACCCUCGCCACCAAGUUUCCGCAGACCGAGUCCGAGAUGCACGAGGCUCUGCCGCGGCGCAAGUUCGAGGGUAAGAACCAGGAUGAGAUACACGGCGAGGACUGGUCCAAGAAAUACCAGAAAUUGUCCGCCGACCUCAAGGUCGACAUGCGUGCCAAUAAACGCAAGGUCCUGCCCAACUCCAAGGAGCUGGUGACUAAUUACAACCGUCGCACGGAGCCCGAAAAGAUUCCCACACACAACGACCCUCUGCAGAUUGAGUGGACAGACAUUGACACUCUCGACGACCCAAACUCUGCAGCCUCUGCGUUUAUUGGACAAGCAGCCUUGAGAGUUCCCGACGACUCGAAUCCCAAGUUCAAGCUGUGGUGGCCUAUCCAACACGGUUGGCUGAACGAGGACGAAUACGCCACGGCAGAGCAUCUCUACGAUGACUUUGAGACCCUGCUGGAUAAGGCAAUUAGGGAAGAGCUUGGGCUCACCACAAAUAGUGUCUGGAAAGAGUACAGCUGUGUUUUUGUCAUUCCAGAUCUCUACGACAAGCGAUACGUCGAAGCAGUGCUCAAGUCGUGCAUGACUUGGUUCGAGUUCAAGAGGAUAUGCUUCAUCCAGGAGAGUAUCGCGGGCUCUUUUGGCGCUGGCUACACUCAGGCUUGCGUUGUCGAUGUUGGCGCGCAAAAGACAUCGAUUGCUUGCGUCGAAGAUGGUCUCAUGAUUGAGGACUCGCGCAUCAACAUGAAGUAUGGCGGUUAUGAUGUCACGGAAACCUUUAUCAAGAUGAUGCUCUACGAUCAAUUUCCUUACCAGGAUAUUAACCUCAGGAGGCGUUACGACUUUUUGCUCGCCGAAGAGCUCAAGAUGAAGUACUGCACCAUGUCCCAAGCCGAGAUCUCGGUGCAAUUAUACCAGUUUCAUCUACGUGCCCCUAACCAGCCAACACACAAGUAUCAGUUCAAAACCUAUGACGAGGUUAUUUUGGCCCCCAUGGGAUAUUACGACCCGAGCAUCUUUGACAAUAGCACCAAGCUCCGCGGUCGUCGGAAACUCAUUGACCGUUCAUACAACCACUACGACGUCGAUGUGCCCGACGACCCUCACUCGGCUGCACAGCUCGCCAUCCUCGCAUUGGUUCAGCCGUCAGUGGCCGCUAGUCAUCAAGCUCCGAACGGCGUCAACCCUUCGGAUCCCAACCUCGCUACGCCAAGCAAAGAGAAGACGUCUUUCAACUUCCUCACCCGUAAUGAAGGAACGCCCAUGGGUUCCACGGCUGCCAGCCCUGCACCUGAGGGCAUCUCAACGCCGGCACCGCCGCCAUUUGUAUUUGGCGCCAAUGGCACGGGGGCUGCGGCGGGAUCACCAGCACCGCCCGGGCCCAACGGCCGGACGGGGACAUCGCCUGCUCCUCCGGCAGGCAUGUUUGUUGAUGCCCAAACGCGGACAGCCAGGCAGAUUGCCGCUGAACGGGACGCAGUCUUGCCUGUGGCGCCACUCGACAUUGCAAUUCUGACGUCGAUCCAGAACGCUGCCAGGGGUGACGAGAAGAAGCUCCGAGACUAUCUGGGAUCAAUCAUGGUGAUUGGCGGCGGUUCAAAGACGCCUCACUUUACACAAACACUCGAGGAGAAGCUACGCGGUAGAAGACCCGACUUGUUCGAUCGCAUCUUGGUGUCUAGAAGCGCGAGAGAUAUGGACGAACAAGUGGUUGUGUGGAAGGGCGCCAGUGUCUUUGCCAAGCUUGGCACCAAUGACAGUUGGGUCACGCCCUAUGAAUACGAAAGACUGGGCAGCAGAAUCCUGCAUCACAAGGUGAUCUGGGCUUAUUAA